AAGCGCGAGCCCGAGCCUGAGCGCGAGCGCGAGUGCGAGCGCGAGCGUCAGCUCCAGGAGGCCAGGAUCGUUCCGCUGGAGAGGUGAAGAUGCGCUGGGCACUAAAGCGAGGGCACCUCUGCCCGCUCAGCCCGCCCAUCCCUCGUACCCUUCCCGAGAGGACCCUUGAGGACCGAGCCUGAGUGGGGAGGGGUUCCCCCCCCCACUGCGCUCCCCGGUCCCCACUAAUUCCCCUCUUUCUUGGGGUGGCUCUUGAUUCCCCAAGACUCCAGGGUGCGCUCAGUAUGCUGAUUUCGCGGGACUCUUCCCUUCUCCUUCCCCUCGCUCGUCUCUCUUGGCUCUCUCCCGCCUCCAGACCUUUGCUCUCUAAAGGGAGCAGCCCGCAUGCCUCAAGUCUCCUGCAAAGUAGGACAGGCUAGGGGGUGGGCCCGAGCCUUGGGUUUCACAGGUUAUUAAAAAGCCCCAGUUCAUCCCCUGGCUGCUUGCUGCUGCUGCUGCUGCUUUUGGACCCGCGCGGGGCUGCAUUGGACUCGCUGCAGGUUGCGGUCGCUGGUGCAUCCUCUGCCACAGUGAAGAUAACAGACGGAUUUUUCUUUUUGAGUGUCCAGGAGAUUUUUUUUUUCUUGGGGGUGGGGUAGGAGGAGGGACGCAGACUCCCAUCUCGAUUGUGGAUUACCUUUUUAAAUCCCCUCUGCAAUGGAAAACAUAUCAUCAACAAACAAGAUGGAAGAAAACCAAGAUGAAAGUGAGACUUCUAUCACAAUAAGUAAUAGCCUCCUCUUGGAAGAAGUGAAAAAAAAAUGCAAGGACCCAACCAGACGUAUCAUAAAAGAUCCAGAGAGGUCAUUCAGAAAAAGUUUCAGGCUAGACUAUAGGUUAGAGGAAGCUGUAACUAAGUCUCAGAAAGGAAAGGAUGGAAGAUACAUCAACCCUUGGCCAACAUGGAAAUUUCCGUCUCUUUCAGAUGUUUUAAAAUGGGUAUUACUUGAAAAAGAUAACAGCAAAAUUCCACGCUGUAAAGAGGAACUGGACAAAGAACUUCCAGUGGUUAGGCCAUAUUUUGUUGAUAAACCUGAAAAAGCUGGAAUGAAGAAAGGUGGUUUACGAGUCACAUGGCUUGGACAUGCAACAGUUCUGGUGGAAAUGGAUGAAGUAAUAUUUCUCACUGACCCUAUUUUCAGUAUGCGGGCUUCACUGACACAGUUCAUUGGUCCAAAACGCUUUCGAAAUCCACCAUGUACAGUAGAGCAGCUUCCCAAAAUAGAUGCAGUUCUGAUCAGUCAUACCCACUAUGACCACCUGGACUAUAAUACUGUACUUAGUUUAAAUGAACGCUUUGGUUGUGAACUGAGAUGGUUUGUACCUAUGGGUCUCCUAGAAUGGAUGCAGAAUUGUGGAUGUGAGAAUGUGAUCGAACUGGACUGGUGGGAAGAGAACUGUAUUCCUGGACAUGAUGAUAUCACCUUUGUCUUUACACCUUCCCAACACUGGUGUAAAAGAACUCCAGUAGAUGACAAUAAAGUUUUGUGGGGCAGCUGGUCUGUCUUGGGGCCCUGGAAUAGAUUUUUCUUUGCAGGAGACACUGGUUAUUGUACCGCUUUUGAAGAGAUAGGAAGGCGAUUCGGACCUUUUGAUCUUGCAGCCCUUCCAAUUGGAGCUUAUGAACCAAGAUGGUUUAUGAAACACCAACAUGUAGACCCGGAAGAAGCCGUAAGGAUUCACAUCGAUGUUCAAGCAAAGAAAUCUGUAGCAAUUCACUGGGGAACCUUUGCCUUAGCAAACGAGUAUUACCUGGAUCCUCCGUUGAAAUUGAAUGAAUCUCUAGAGAGGUAUGGAAUUAACAAUGAAGAUUUCUUCACCUUGAAGCAUGGAGAAUCAAAAGAUGUAAAGAGUGAUGAUGAAAACUUUGAAUAAAUGUGGGUGAUAAAGACUGGGAAUAAGUAUGAAUAUUAGAGGGCUUUAAAAAACCAAACCUCAUAUAGGAUUUGAAAUGGCAAAACAAAUUGCAAAAUUUAGACCUAAAGGGUGAUUUCCUUUUAAAUUUAGAAAUAGAUCUCUCCAAGUUUGCAUUUUACUUUAUGUGUACAGGCUAGUUAAUUUAUACAUUGAAAUAUUACAGUGAUAAAAAUCAUUAGAUUGGUUAAUAUAUGGAGUUUAAAAGUUAACUUUCUAAAGUGAGAAUAUUGCAAUGGAAGCUUUUUUACUAAUUUAAGAGAAGUCAUUUAUAGGUUAGGUUCCAUUUUCAGAAGUUGUGAAACAUUCAUUCCUAUGUUUCAGGUCCUUUAUAUAAGGGGAAUCAAAAUUCAUUGUAUACCUAUAUAUUUUAAGAGCCUUGAUCAGUACUAUAGUACCAUCCUCCCCUACCCCCUGCAUUAUUUUUGUUAUUAAAGUCAGCAUACAUCUCCAACUAUGCUUUUUUCCAGCAUAAAUGUAUGAGUAUUUGGGUUCUGCUCUGCUUUUUGAAGGGUUUUUGUUUUUUUCAUUUCUUUUUGUUUGUGUUUCUUUUUUGCGGGGCACUGAGGGUUAAGUGACUUGCCCAGGGUCACACAGCUAGUAAGUGUCAAGGGUCUGAGGCUGUAUUUGAACUCAGGUCCUCCUGAAUCCAGGGCUGGUGCUUUAUCUACUGCACCACUUAGCUGCCCCUGAGUUUUUGUUUUUUCAAUAGGAGUAUGGUAUGCCCCAGCUGAAUUAGGAGGGAAAAGGUACAGAUUAAGUUAAAGGGAAUGAGAAAGCAUUAUCUAGGAGAACUUUUUUAUUUCUAAAAAUCACAACUUUCAUUAAACACAAAUAUAUACAGCCAGCUACAUGGAAAUUGAUAUUUUUAUAUAAUUUAUAUUCAGGUCUUGAUAAAAUGUAUUAAUGUAGACUAUACUUUCAUUUAAAUGUAAUCCUAUCCAUUCAUGAAUCUCUCUCUAAAAAAAAAUACCCCUUAAUAUUCUUGCCUAAAUUCUCCUUUUCAUUGGUAUUUGUAGCAUAAUCCUAAAAAUAUCGAUAAGGUUAAUUUUUAAAAAUUAACAAUGAAUGCCUUGAGUGUUAGAUUAAGUAACUUGCAAAUAGAUUUCGUUUCAUUAUAAGCAAGGUUCUAUUUUAGAUAUACAUAUUCUCACUCUGUACUACAGUUUUACCUAAAUGACUUUUCUGCAUGGAACAUUACUAGAAUUGUGUAUUUUAUGCCAAAUGUUUGGUACUUCAGGGAAUAGCCAGUUAGUCAAUAGCUUGAUAAAUUUGCAUGUAUGUACAGAAGCACCGUGACUUGGUUGCAAAGCAAUCAAUGUUUGAAUUUCAGCCCUGCCUGGUUAUACCACUGAUUUUUUUUUUUUUUUUGGUAACUUCAAAUAAGUCACCUAUGCCUCCCUGUGUCUCAGUGUCCCCAUCUGUAAUAUGGAGGAGGUAAAACUUUUUACCUACCUUCCAGGCAUACUGAGGAAUAAAUCUCAAGUGAUAUUAAAAGUACUUUGAAGUCAUACAAAAGAAAAUUAUUAUUUAAGGUAUUUGGGUGUCUAAGCAAUAGCCACAUUUAAACAUAGACCAAUGCCUCUGAAAAUGUACCUUGCUAAAAUUUUAACAUUCAUAUCAGGAAAUGAAAAACUGAGGGUGACCUAACUCAUCCUUGUUGCAUAUUUGUUGCGAGUGACAACUCAAUCUAAUUGUUGAGUUAGGCUUUAAUAAUUUUUUUUUUGCUUACAAAGAUGCAAAUAAAUUGAAAAAGGUUUUAUGUAAUAUUUUGACACUAACAGAACAAAAUUAUCAUCAUAUAUUAAAUCGAUUUUCCUGAGACAGAAGUAUAUGAGUAUGAACAUUGUUAGUACAAUUGUAUUUUCAAAAGUAAAAUUGUACAGGAAGACAGGAAUAAGAGCAUUGUAAUUUUACAAUAGUAAUGCUGACCCUACUUGCAAACUGCAGCAACUACAGAUACCUAAUAGAAGCCAGCAUCUUGUCAGCCACUUUCCUGGCAUUAUAUGCUGAACUAAAAAUUUAAAGAUUACAAAUGGAGCCUAUCUACCAUUUAAAUGUAUAUUUUGCUUUAAUAUUUCUAUUCCAUGAAUCGCCUUAACAUUAUUUUAUACUUAUAAUAGCACCUUUUAAGAGAUCUCCAAGCACUUUAGAACAUUCUAAUCUAUUUACUCUCUUAGCAAACUCAUUUUUAUUCAGACUUUCUAAUGAAAAGUUUGUUAUUGUGUUUAAAUUGUUCUUACUUUUAAGACUUACUGGGUAGUAUUCUUUUUUAGUAAUUAAAACAUUGAGAAUUCCGGUCCUGAUUGUAUAAUGAAACACCUCUCAUAAUUGAACUCCCUAAGAAAUAAUCAACUUUUUCCCUGACUCUUUUAAUAUUUCUUUUCCAUUGUAGUAUUUCUUUUGCCAUCUGCACUUAGGAAGGUUUGCAUACUGUUCAAUGAUGAAAGUUUUCCAAUCUGGAAAAGUGUGAAGGGGGAAUGACAAUAAAUCUGAUGUUUCCCUUUAUUUAGAAUAAAAGGAAGUACACUUUUCUUUUUUUUUUUUUUUUUGGUGGGGCAAUAGGGGUUAAGUGACUUGCACAGGGUCACACAGCUGGUAAGUGUCAAGUGUCUGAGGCCGGAUUUGAACUCAGGUCCUCCUGAAUCCAGGGCUGGUGCUUUAUCCACUGUGCCACCUAGCUGCCCCCGGGAAGUACAUUUUUGAGGUUCAGUCUAUGUAUCCUAAGAUGAAAUUAUAGUACUCCUUGGUUUGUCAGAAUGCUUACUAAUAUAUUUUUUUGGGGGGGGGUAAUUUUCCCCCCAAAAUAAAAGAUUCCCUUUCUUCUCAGGUAUUAUUCCUUGUCUUCCUCAAAAUUAUUGGUUCUAAUAAUUAGGGGGGGAAAACCUACCUAAUAAUAAACCAUAGCAUUAUUCAAGAUGUGCCAUGACAUCACAUUAUAUAUAUAUAUAUAUAUAUAUCAAACACAGCCAAAUAAACUUCUCUCUGUAUUACCAUGCUGUAACAUAUCCUUUUAGAGUAAACUCCACUCCCUAUUUCCCUUCAAUAUAGUUGGACAAUGUCCUAAUUUCAAGAAAAUACCCAGAAUUGUAACGAUCAAUAGUUCCAAUGAAUGGGUAUGGCUGAGGCAGGGAGAGAAUGAACAAAAUGGAAUCAUGCAAACUUGAUAAAGCACAUUAAAACCAAAUGCCAGUUGUACUGAGUGCACAUAUUGCUUGUAUGUUUUCAUUAUGGAACAUUCAAGAAAGUUGUUUUAAAAUAUUGUGAAGAAAUGUGCCUUUUAAGGAUGGGGAUGUAAUACGUGGGAUUGCAUCACUAUGUAUAAAACUAAAACUGCUGGCCAAAAUGUGUACAUUACUAUUCUCUCCCAUCAGGAAGUCUAUUUUUUACCUUAUAUAGUACUUUUCUAUUGUAAAUAUAUUGUUAUUUUUAAAGUUUGAUUUGUGUCAAGUUGCCUGAAAAAUUCACAUUUUUCUCUCAUCAUGGAUUCUUGAUUUUCUAGCUGAAGCAUUCUUUUAACUAUGUAAUAAAAAAAAUAAAUUUGAAGUAUUCUUUGAGCACAAUAAGCACAAGGGGGAAAUAAAACUUAUAUACUGGUUUAUGUAUUGCUAAGCAUAGUCGGAUUAUAAAUAUUAAUACUAUAAACAUAGCUGAAUAUAUCUGUAUCAACACAUUGCCAUAAUAGCUUGUGAAAAUAAACUUCUUACUACGAGUGCUGUUUAAAUGGUUUUUUUUAAUAUACUUUAACUUCCUACUGGUAGUGGGGAUGGGAUAUAUAUUUUUUUAUAUUUGAAUCGCCAAUGCCUGGCAUGGAGGUGCUUAAUAAAUGUCCAUCCUUGCAGCUCUUAUCCCUGCCUUCUCCUAAAUCCACCAGAGGUUCCACCAAGGGCUGGAGGGCUACCUCACUUUCUCUUCACCUUAUGAGGUUACCAUUUAGCACUUGAGCUGCCUACCUGUCAUCCCAUACCCUUCCCACCUGACCAGCCCAUUUUUCUGAUGACAUCUUUCUUCCUUUUCUCUAGAACUCAUUUACGGGGUGAAACUUCUUCACCCCUACAGUGAACCAUUCUUGCCAAUCAAUGUGAUAGUCAUUUCUGUUCUCCAGAGGUUGUUUUGUUCCAUCACUUACAGCUAUAUAAACACCACCUACACUGGCACUGAAAAAAUGGGUCUUUAAUUCUGGGAACUUGGAAUUAGUAAAGGAGUUUUGCAAUUUCAUGAAGGCAAUC
Messenger RNA from Dromiciops gliroides (monito del monte), 6182 nucleotides. RefSeq names its product N-acyl phosphatidylethanolamine phospholipase D (gene NAPEPLD). Gene Ontology annotation, cellular component: membrane-bounded organelle; cytoplasm. Gene Ontology annotation, molecular function: zinc ion binding; N-acylphosphatidylethanolamine-specific phospholipase D activity. The record is from RefSeq and is a predicted model, not a curated record. The coding region runs from base 697 to 1914 and encodes 405 amino acids. The transcript is spliced from 5 exons. NCBI's taxonomy places the organism in Eukaryota, Metazoa, Chordata, Mammalia, Microbiotheria, Microbiotheriidae. Gene Ontology annotation, biological process: N-acylethanolamine metabolic process; N-acylphosphatidylethanolamine metabolic process.